This is a messenger RNA of Phyllostomus discolor (pale spear-nosed bat), 796 nucleotides long. RefSeq names its product histone H3.3A-like. Lineage: Eukaryota; Metazoa; Chordata; Mammalia; Chiroptera; Phyllostomidae. Gene Ontology annotation, cellular component: nucleosome. The transcript has a single exon. Gene Ontology annotation, molecular function: structural constituent of chromatin; DNA binding; protein heterodimerization activity. Bases 16 to 426 code for a protein of 136 amino acids. The record is from RefSeq and is a predicted model, not a curated record.
AGAGGUCCCUAUACCAUGGCUCGUACAAAGCAGACUGCCCACAAAUCGACAGGUGGUAAAGCAUCGAGUAAGCAACUGGCUACCAAAGCCGCUCGCAAGAGUGCGCCCUCUACUGGAGGGGUGAAGAAACCUCAUCGUUACAGGCCUGGUACUGUGGCACUUCGUGAAAUUAGACGUUAUCAGAAGUCCACUGAACUUAUGAUCCGCAAACUUCCCUUCCAGCGUCUGGUGCGAGAAAUUGCUCAGGACUUCAAAACAGAUCUAUGCUUCCAGAGUGCAGCUAUUGGUGCUUUGCAGGAGGCAAGUGAAGCCUAUCUGGUUGGCCUUUUUAAAGACACCAACCUGUGUGUUAUCCAUGCCAAACGUGUAACAAUUAUGCCAAAAGACAUCCAGCUAGCACGCCGCAUACGUGGAGAACGUGCUUAAGAAUCCACUAUGAUGGGAAACAUUUCAUUCUUUAAAAAAAAAAAAAAUUCUCUUCUUCCUGUUAUUGGUAGUUCUGACCGUUAGAUAUUUUUUUUCCAUGGGGUCAAAAAGGUACCUAAGUAUAUGAUUGCAAGUGGAAAAUAGGGGACAGAAAUCAGAUAUUGGCCAUUUUUCCAUUUUCAUUUGUGUGUGAAUUUUUUAAAUAUAAAUGCGGGACAUAAAGCAUUAAUGCAAGUCAAGGUGUUUCAGUGAACAAGUUUCAGGCAGUUCAACUUUAUAACAAUAUAAAUAAACCUGUUAAAUUUUUCUGGACAAUGCCAGCAUUUGGAUUUUUUUAAAGCAAGUAAAUUUCUUAUUGAUGGCAACUAAA